AGACCAAAUCUCCAUGGGCAGAUUACAGGGAGGGGAGGCUAUGAAAUAGACUGGAGCAAAAUUAAGAAAUAGGUGACAAGAUAGAGGACACACAGUCGGACAUAUUUAUAGAAGGUGAGAAACUGAUACUGCAAGUGUGCGGCAAAAGGCAGAGAAACCGAUAGGGAGCGAAAAGAGAGGGAGUGGGUUGGGCUUUAGGUAUGGGAGAACAACGGCACAUCAGGGCAGUGGGACAGAGACGGACUCAGGGAAACGAGAAGAGAGGAGAGUGCAUGCUUAAGUGCCUGUUGGUGUAUAUGUGUGAGUGUGUGCAUGUAUCAGUAUGAAAUCAGAGUGAGAUGCUGGGAGAGGAUGAGGAGUAAAAGGGUGAGGCAGCUGCAAGAGGCGCUAAGUGUGUUUGUGUGUGAGGGUUAGUGUGUGAGAGAUGCAGUCAUGUCUCUGUGAGAGGGAGCAGCACAGCAACGGUAACCAUGCUGAGCCCCAAGAUAAAACAGGCACGCCGUGCACGAUCCAAGAGCAUGGUGCUUGGAGAAUUGUCUCGACUCUCCAGGCCUUGCUCUCCUCAGGAUCAAGAGAAACCCUUAAAGGCAGGUUGGCUGAAGAGGCAGAGAAGUAUCAUGAAAAACUGGCAGCUGCGAUGGUUUGUCCUGAGGUCUGAAGCUCUAUACUUCUACAAAGACCAAGAUGAAAGCAAGGCACAGGGCUGCAUUCCUCUUCAGGGCAGUCAGGUCAAUGAGGUCUCAGCCCAUCAAGAUGAGCCAGGUCGCCAUCUUUUUGAAAUUGUUCCAGGGGGAGCUGGAGAAAAGGAUCGUAGUAACGCAGGUCAUGAAUCGUUCCUACUGAUGGCCAACUCACAGAGUGACAUGGAAGAAUGGGUCAGAGCCAUACGCAGAGCCAUCUGGGCUCCACUUGGUGGAGGUGUUUUCGGUCAGCAUCUACAGGCGACAAUGUCAUAUGAGUCACAGUGUGGACCUCAGCGAGUGGUCCCCGUGCUAGUCGAACUGUGUGCGAGCUUUAUACGUGAACAAGGACUCAAGGAGGAGGGUCUUUUCAGAGCACCUGGGCAGACCAAUCAUGUUCGAGAACUGCAGGAUGUUUUUGACCGUGGCGAAAUCCCUGUUUUCGACAGUUCCACAGACGUCCACACAGUGGCAUCACUGUUGAAGUUGUACAUACGAGAGUUGCCAGAGCCUAUAAUCCCAUUCUCCAAAUACACACAGUUUUUAUCCUGUGCUCAGCUUCUUUGCAAGGACAAAGAAAUGGCCAUCACAGAACUAAGUAAACAGGUGAAAUCCCUCCCUCAGGUCAACUACAACCUCUUGAAAUACAUCUGCAAGUUUUUGGAUGAGGUUCAGUUGCAGUCCAUUGACAAUAAGAUGAGCGUUCAGAACCUGGCCACCGUUUUUGGGCCUAAUAUUCUUCGGCCUAGAGUGGAGGAUCCUGUUACAAUGAUGGAAGGAAGUUCCCAAGUGCAACAUUUGAUGACUGUCCUGAUCAGUGAACACUCUCGACUAUACCCAAAUGAGGAUUCCGAUACUGAGAUCAAAACUCUCCCACCCCAACAUGAGCUCAAACGAUCCAAAGUAGAAUGGGUUUCACAAGAAGAAGAAACGAACUCACUAAAUACUACAAGUGUAAACUCUACAAAUAUCAAAGAAAACCACACACCUUCCAGUGUUUUGAUGGAUAGUGAGCUGCCUACAUCAAAUCCUCUUGCAUGUGAAAAGGAUGAGAACAGCCAAACUAAGGGCAAUGAUGUAAACAAACUGAAUGAAAAAGUCAUUGAAAAAGAAAAUAUCAAAACUGAAGGGGAAAGCGAAGUCGCUGUUAGCCCAAGCAAACAGGCCAAAGCUCUACCUUCAUGGAGGUGCUCCUUCAAGGGCAAUGUUGUCUCUGCAGGGUCAAAGGGGAAAAUGGGAGGCUCAGCAGGGGAUGUGUCAGCAUCUGGUGGGAGCAAUUGGCUGAUGAAUGGCCUGUCAUCCCUCCGAGCACAUAGACGCACGACCUCAUCUGGUGAAAGAGUGAAAGACUCUACAUUGUCUCUGAAGGAUUCAACCCAGUCUCUUAAAGAAACCACUCUACAACUCAAGGACACCCAAAGAGACUAUGACCUAGAAUCCCCUCAAACAUCCCACUCUCACAGAGUCCUCCACAAAUCUCACAGACUUUCUGCCUAUGACAAUGUAGCUCCUUCCAGCCUAAGCCUGCCUGCUGACACUUCAUCUAUCUGGACACCCUUUGAGAUUCCGCUGCCGGACACAGAAGGAAACAAUAAGUCAACAAAGCUAGAACAAGAUGAAGAGAGAAACACUGAAGUGGGGAAUGGAACAAAUGAUGAGGAAGUUGCAGGAACAAGUGAAGAAAUCCCAAACAAGCUGACCCAACUAAAGCAGGAGCUGAAAAAACAGAAAGUGAACUAUGAAACGCGUAUUCGCAAGCUGGAGGAGUCCUGUUCGAAAUACCAGUGCCAGGUUAGCCACCUCGAAGAGGACUUGGACCAGGAGAGGAAGAAGUGUCACAUGUUGGAGAUCCGACUCAGGAAUUCAGAGCGGGCACAUCAGGAUGCAGAAAAUCGAAACAUUCUCCUCCAGAGAGAAAUGGAGGAAUUCUUUAAGACUUUUGGAGAUCUAACAACAGGAGCAGCAAGGACCAAGUAGACCUGACCAAACUGCCUUUAAUGGUCCUGAGGCACUCAGUCACUGGGAGGACCAACCAGUCCCAAAGCUUUUUAGAAAACAUACCUCUAGUGCAAUGCUGAUAGCCAUGUUUUCCACUUCAGUAUGGCUGUCCUGUGCCUAUGUGGACCAGUACUGGUGCCAAAUAAGAACUUCCCUGGACCAAGAACGUAUUUUGUCAUUCCAUAAAAUACAGUAUAUCUCAAGAAUACACUCUAAAUGUCUGCCUGAAUGACAAGAAAUCCUGAAGUGCUGUAGCAUAACCAUCCAUACAAUUUUAAGUCCUGUUUCUUCUUGACUUCGAAUGAAAGAAAAAAUGUAAGACUUUAACAAUAACUUUCUUAGUUGGGUUUAAAGGUGAAAAGCCACUCAGCUAACCUUUCAAAAAAAUCACAACACUUAAGGAUAAUUUUGUGAACAAUGUUUGUCCGACUCUAAGUAGACUGCUACAUCAUCCGAGAGGUACUAGAUGGGAUUUUGUUUUAUUCUUUAAAUUGUACCUGCACUAAUGCUAAGAGAAGUUGUGAAAAACUGUUUUGGCAGCAUUAUUUUUUAAACAACAUCCUAGUGCAUCACAAUAAAUUUGAAUAUCACCAAAACGAUUAUUCUAUUCAAACCUUUUAACUCAUUAAACACAGACAAAUAUGCAGUAUUUCAAGUGUUCAUUUGUAAUAUAUUUGAUCAUGGUUUAAAACUGAUGCAAACCCAAAAUUUGCAUUCUCAAAAAAUUAAAAUGAAAAAAUUAAUGAAAGGCUGUCAUCAGUCAGACAAAAUGACAAUUUCUCUAUAAAAAUCUUUUUAAAAAGAGUCAAAAUAAUUUAAUGCAUGGGAAAUUUGCAUUUUUAAAUCUUUAAGCAGUUCAAGAUGAACUGAAAUGAAUGCUUGAAACAUAUGACUUUGCGUAGUCACAUUGGAUUCACAUUUUCAAAUCAGUUACUCAAAUAAGUUAACUUUUCAAAGUCAAAGUCAAUUAAUUUCUUGAGAUGCACCCAAAUGUGAGUAAAAUCUUACUGAAGGUAGUGCCUGAAUUGUAAUGAAAGAACAAAUGACUCAGGACAACUGUCACAAUCUACAAAGUGCAUUCAGGGUUAAAAGCUGGAGCCAUUGAGAAUCUGAGCCAUGAAACAUAUCCAGAGCUCACCGUGGCAGAGAUUGGAAAAUAACCACUUUAUGAUGCUCGGAAAACGCAUCUUCAGGCAACAACAGAUCUCUGGCUACACUGAUUCAAAAACUAUAUUACUUAAAACAGAAACAAAAUGGAUAUGAAUAUCCCCAAAUGCAAUGUACAUUACAUACUAGAUUUCUUCUAGCUUGAAAUAAAUAAGGUAAAAGAAGAUAAAAUCUUCUUAGCUUUUGUUUUCAGUCGAUAUGUACCAUUAUAUUGUAUAUUUAAAAAUUAAAGUGUCUGAGUGGUUAAUAGUAUGAAGGUGGAGUUAUGGAACUGAGGAGAAUCUGAGAAUCACUGCACUGAGUAAGGGCACUUAAUACGGAAAAAAGUGAUUUAUUUGGACUUAGUUUCUGGUGUCUUAAAUUAUAGUAACCUACUCUAGUCAUUGAAGACAUUACAGAUUUUGACAAAUGUAUUGGUAACCCUGGUGACAAUGUGCAGGUGGGAUAGAAGCAGCCACCAACUAAAUUAGUGUCAGAGCUGCACAAUCUUAAAAUUAGAGGGAAACACGAAAUUAGUACUUCUGCCACUAAGAAAUAAUUGCUAACCAAAUCACAAACGGACCAUUUAUAUGUACCCUUAACAAUGCCUUCAAUAUACACACACCUGAAGUUAUUUUUUAUGAUGCUUUUCUUAUUCAGGUUAAUAAGCAAGAGCAUCAAAUUUGUCCUAGAGAACUGUGCUUCUGUUUAACCGAC
This is a messenger RNA of Poeciliopsis prolifica (blackstripe livebearer), 4541 nucleotides long. It is a transcript of the gene arhgap22a, whose product is annotated as Rho GTPase activating protein 22. Lineage: Eukaryota; Metazoa; Chordata; Actinopteri; Cyprinodontiformes; Poeciliidae. The transcript has 10 exons. The record is from RefSeq and is a predicted model, not a curated record. Gene Ontology annotation, molecular function: GTPase activator activity. Gene Ontology annotation, biological process: signal transduction; activation of GTPase activity. The coding region runs from base 471 to 2657 and encodes 728 amino acids. Gene Ontology annotation, cellular component: focal adhesion.